Messenger RNA from Dacryopinax primogenitus, 1325 nucleotides. RefSeq names its product carbamoyl phosphate synthase small subunit. Gene Ontology annotation, biological process: 'de novo' pyrimidine nucleobase biosynthetic process; L-arginine biosynthetic process; L-glutamine metabolic process. Gene Ontology annotation, molecular function: carbamoyl-phosphate synthase (glutamine-hydrolyzing) activity. NCBI's taxonomy places the organism in Eukaryota, Fungi, Basidiomycota, Dacrymycetes, Dacrymycetales, Dacrymycetaceae. The coding region runs from base 1 to 1293 and encodes 430 amino acids. The record is from RefSeq and is a predicted model, not a curated record. Gene Ontology annotation, cellular component: carbamoyl-phosphate synthase complex; cytoplasm. The transcript has 2 exons.
AUGAUCAACUUCCGUGUGCAGGUGCCCAAGUUUGCUAGGGGCAUCGUGACCCCAGCAGCGAAGACAGUGCCUGCUGCAUUACAUCUCAAGACGGGGCAGACGUUUAAAGGACGCUCGUUUGGCGCGGAACGCAGUGUCUGGGGAGAGACGGUCUUCUCCACAUCCAUUACUUCCUAUACCGAAUCUAUGACCGAUCCAUCCUACAUGUACCAGAUCCUGGUGUUUACCACGCCUCUGAUAGGCAACUACGGAGUGCCGAAGAACGACGCAGCCACAGACAAUUGGGAUGUCGGUGUCGUCCUCGAGUCCAAGGGCAUUCAGUGCGCCGGGGUGGUCGUCGCUGACGUAGCGGAACGUUACUCGCACCACGCCGCGGUGGAAAGCAUCGGGGACUGGUGCAAGCGGUCCGGCAUUCCUGGGAUAACGGAUGUCGACACGCGUGCUAUCACCACUCUCCUCCGGGAUCAGGGGACGACACUCGGCCGCUUGGCCAUAGGGCAGGAUGCGCUCCUCCUCCCUCCGGCGGCUGAAGAGUAUUGGGACCCAUCAUUCGACAACCUCGUUGCCGAAGCGUCAACAAGCGAUUCCUACGUGCUCAACCCGGACGGCGACGUCAACAUCGCCGUGCUAGACUUUGGCGCGAAGGCCAACAUCCUCCGCUCUCUUGUUAGGCGCGGGGCGCGCGUUACAGUUUAUCCCUGGAACUUCGACUUCAAUACCGUCCGCGACCAGUUCGAUGGCAUGUUCCUCACCAACGGGCCUGGGGACCCGAAGCACGCCAAAGCCGCUAUUGCCAACGUCCGCCAGACACUGAAAGAAUGGGACCGCCCAGUAUUUGGUAUCUGCAUGGGGCAUCAGAUUAUCGGCCUUGCCGCCGGGCUCGACGCAUACCGGAUGACAUUCGGGAACAGGGGGCAUAACCAGCCUGUCCUGGCGCUUGCGGAUAGUGGCAGUAUCCGCGCUGGCCGGGUAUAUGUCACGAGCCAGAACCACCAGUAUGCGCUCACAUUGCAGGACCCGUUCCCCAAGGGCUGGGAACCGUUCUUCAUCAACUGUAACGACUCCAGCGUGGAGGGGAUCAAGAGUACUGCUGAGAGCGGUAAGAAGGUCUGGGGCGUACAGUUCCACCCUGAGAGCGCGGGCGGGCCACUGGACACCAUAGAGAUGUUUACGGACUUUGUUCAGGAGUGUCGGGCGGAUAAGGAGGCUAGGAAGGGAGGCCAGGUUGGACUGGGAGACGCGGUUGCCAAUGCGGGGCUGUUUGCGGUCAUGGGGGGCUUGUUUAGCGAGUGAUUAGAGGAAGGAAUGUACCGUGAAUGAAUCUA